Messenger RNA from Anopheles gambiae (African malaria mosquito), 28094 nucleotides. RefSeq names its product 5-hydroxytryptamine receptor 1. Gene Ontology annotation, molecular function: nucleic acid binding; zinc ion binding; neurotransmitter receptor activity. Gene Ontology annotation, cellular component: dendrite; membrane. The transcript is spliced from 2 exons. The coding region runs from base 25643 to 27961 and encodes 772 amino acids. Gene Ontology annotation, biological process: chemical synaptic transmission; G protein-coupled receptor signaling pathway, coupled to cyclic nucleotide second messenger. Lineage: Eukaryota; Metazoa; Arthropoda; Insecta; Diptera; Culicidae. The record is from RefSeq and is a predicted model, not a curated record.
GCUGUUAUUGCCAUGCUAUGCAAAUACCUUGUCAUACAAGCUACUUAUUAUAACAGGGUCCAUUAUAUUCUUAUUUAAAAACAUAUUUAAUCAUUAUUCACUUUCAUCGCCUUUGCAAUCUUAAAAUUGUGAUGUAAAAAUGUGUGCAAAACAUCCAACACAUUGGACGCGAUUUAAAAACAACUCAUCUCACCGCACAAAAGCUCACAAAAGUGCUGAUUCACAUCUACUCUCUCUUUCUUUCGCUCCCAUGAUCGGAGAACGAAUGUGUGCGCUCUUCUCACUGAACUUCAUCCAAAUGUUGUUUUAUUACGCGAGUGCUGUGCUAAGUAACGUGAGUGCUUUGCCGCAGCACCACAAACUCUUCGAGCGCACUCAAUCUCAAAAAGGGGUAACAAGAGAUAUGAGAGUCCACCCCUUCGCUCAAAUCUCGUGAAGCAGGUUGUAUUUUAUUACCGUAACAGAAGUAGAAAAAACGGUCUUGCGAGCUCAUAAUACGCUAGACGCUGCAAUACAGAGGGUAACGAUGACACAGGUGAACUAUUGCUCGUACGUUCGUUCGGUCGUUCGUUUGUUCGUUUAGUCACUCACGCGCAGUUCGUUCUUACGUGAAUGUUCACCGCGCAUUCACUGGGCACUCAGCAGCACCUAAUGCCGAAAGCCGAAUGUUGACCGAAUGCGUCGUAUCGUGUCUGAAGUGACACCGGUCCCCGCAGUGUGGAAAGAUACGUUCACGGAAAACGGACGGAUGGACCAUCGGCAACAGACUGGUCGCGCGCGCGUUCGUCACGUAUUUGCCGCAAACCGUCGUCGCACGGAUUUUUUCAUCGCCCUGGCCAUCCGCUGCUGUGUCGGUGCAGAAUGUGCCGUGGUUUGCGACGGUUCUGAGUUUGGAGCGUGAAAAUUCAUCUGGUCGCGGGUUUUUAAGGAAAUACUGUGCAUCGUCUCCGAGUAACGAGUGAACCGGUGAAGAUUAGCUGUGCUCUACUGUAAUGUGAAAGUUUGUGUACGAUAACAUGAGCGUGGCGAUUCGAAAUGAAAUCGCUAGCUGUGGUAUUUUUUAUCGAGUGAAGUGUGUGUAUUAGUGUGUGAGAUUGUGUUCGUUUAAAGCGGUAUAAAGUGUUGGAAAGGGAGAAAAAACCCAAGCACACCUACAAAUACACACCAACUACAGCCAUGAACACAGUGGGAAGGUUUUGUUCUAGAAUUAAUUUGUGAAUGGGUGCUGCUAUAUUUUUUAUCAUCAGUCACAGUGUGGUGCAAUAGAUAAAAAAUAAAACAACAAACGCGACACAACGCAGCAUAAAAACACGCGGGCAGCGGCUACAGCACCGAGCCAUCGGAUGACAUUGCAGAGGUAUACUGGAGCAGGAAGGAGCUCUUAUCAAGCACAUCAACGCUUUUCCAUUGGCAGGUAGUGAUAAAUGCGCUAUUUGUACUUUAUUUCUUUAUCAUACUGCGGAGUUUGAGAGUGGCUAAAAAUAUGUCAAACUUCCCUUUAAAAUUAGUGCUUCAAGGCCGUUGUCUCUGGUCGCGAUAGAUCACAUCUAUUACGUAAAGCAAGCAAGUCUACUUGUAGCUUGUAUUUUAGUGAGCAGUUGUAUUAACAUAUUCAUGAAGAGAUGGGAGAUGGUCGUAUGAGUUAAUUGGAAUUUAUAUCAAACCUAAAAGAUGUGUCCAUAAACUUUGCCGACCAUUAUUCAUUGCUAAUGGUGUUCGAAAUGUGACCCUUGCAAACUUUAGUAAUCAACGCUGGCACGCGAGAGCGAUAAAAAGCAUGUCGGGGAUCGAUCGGGGAUGAAUCAAGGCGUUCGGAUAUUAUUCCCAAAACAGUCGUUAUAUGUAUCCGUCUUCGAUGCAUGAUAUACUUCCGAAUAGCACACAUCCUUCCGAAUUGUUGUAGCGGUUGUCAUAAGUAAUAGUUGAUUAAUGAAAGCAAGCUUGUUAAAAAUGCCAUGCAAUAUUAAAUGCAGCAUUUGUGACUUAUGAAGCAUGUAGAGUGGGUUAUCUUUUCUGAGUGUGUCCACUACAUUGCAAUAAGAACAUAAUAAGUACGCUGUUAUAAACAAUCUAUCUAUCUUUCAUCCGUGUUUGCAUUUAUUCACAUGAUUCUAAUGGUAAAGUUACCAGGCAAAGUUUGUCCAGUGAAUAAUCUCUUUCGAUUUUUGAGUCAUUUAUCGAAAGCAGACAAAAAUGACGAUGCAUUUUUUUGUUCCACGUUUUCUUUCCAAACUGUUCUAGUGUAAACAAAAACAACGCGUCAAAAAGUUAAUUCGUCAAUCCUUUCUCGCGUCGAACGUCUGACACAGCAUGACUCUAAACUCUCGAAGAAGCAAGAAAAGAGAGGCGCGUUUUUUCCCUCCCUUUUUCGUACCAGUUCCGGGCAGCGAUUGAUUUGAAACAACAGCAAAGGUAGCACAAAAAAACGCAUUGAUUCAUUACACGCUGAGUGUACUAGAGGUCCAAAAAAUGGCAUAUCAUCUAUUUCGCUCGCAAUCCACGUUGCCGACUGCUUGUGCUAGCAAAAAGCGGGCCAAUCUCGGUGAGCACACACGGAACAAGACACCGUAACGCACUGGGAAAACGAUCUUGCGUUGGGACGCGGAGCACUCAUGCACACCACCCGCUGACACCUGGGCACCAUUGAACGCCAAAUGGCCAUAAAGAACGCGCAACCCUCCCAGUUCUGGAUAGAUAUUUCACAUUUCGCAGCUAAUGUUCCGGUCAUAAUUAAGUUCCAACUGGCUACUGAACACCGCACCCCGCCCAGCAUACCCAGGGGCGACUCCACUAGGUGAGGUGGGUCAAAUAAAUCAGGCGUAAGUAAAACAACAAACGGGCUGCCAAGGUAUUACGUCGCGGUGGGAAGUAGCGAAGGCAAAGGGAGUAUUGAUUUACGACACAUGAUUUACCAUGUACGGCUGUCGGGGAGCUACGAUUCGGCAAAACAAAGCUCCCUUCCACCCAUGGCAGCUCUCUCCAUGGCUGACUGGCUUGCAAAACGACCACAGUCGGUUGAGGUGCUGCCCGCCAGUGCGAGCAAUAGCAGCUGUUUGACACUACGACCGAAGUACUCGCAAUCUCAUUAGCACGUCAAUUACUUGUGCGGAAGCAGAAAGAAAGAAAGAACAAAUCGAUAUCAUGAUGCACCCGUUUUGCUGGAGCGAAGGUGGAGAAUUUCCAAGUGCGGAGGGUUUUUUUGUACGAUACGUUAAAUGGUGGCCUUUUGGAUUCAAUUUUGCGCACAAAAGAUGUAACAAUUUCAAGCGCAACCAUCCCAAAAAACACGCCCCAUCUGGACGGAACAAUCAAAGAUCUCUAGAUCGCUUGACCAGGCGUUGCGAGUUGUCUGCCAGAACCAAGUAAACGAAACAUUUAUCCACUGCCAUCGACGACAGCUCGUAAUGUUUCCCUUAAUUACCACCACGCCGAACCAGCAGCAGUGCCGGACGCUUGGAUAGUAACGAUCGAAGGUCAUCUUGAGAUCGUUCGCACGCUUCGCUGGUGGUCAAUGUAGCGCGUUGGCUAUGAUCGUCGUUAAUACGGCUACAUGCGUGUAUUACUACAAGAAUAAAAAAAACACAAAAAAAACUUGUUUUAAAAUAUAAUUCUGUGAAGAUGAUUAUUUUUACAAGUGCGUAAAAAAUCGAUUUCUUGUAUGUGUGAGCAUUUGCAGCAAAAAGAGAAGAUGGCCUCAUUCCUUUACAACACUGUGUAGUGAUUUGCAAAUUUGUAUACGAAAUGCCAACCGGUCUUCUUUGCCGCGAUCGUUGGCACUAUCAUUCGAGCCAACGAAAUUGGCAGACGUUCGAUGGGUAUCGGACACUGUGCGACCACUGCCCGACAAUACUUUAGGCUGCAGACAGCAGCACACUGUUUACCGACCGCUCGUCAGUCUAACCGCACGAACGCCUGCGGAAGUGAUCACAGAGCACACUUCAACCUCCUCGACAAUGGGGUGAGGAUAUAGGGCUCUUGUUGGGCCAGAGAUUAAGCCAAAGGUGUCCGGUAGUGUGAAGUGUACGAGAAUAAAGCAAAAAUACACAAACACACACACACACACACACACACACACAUCUCGCUGAAAGUACUAACAAACAUAUACUCGUACCGCAUGUGAAGAUCGUUCUAAACAAACUGACGGUGCUGGUCAACGUGUCUUGAAAUACGCCAGCAGGCCACAUGGAGCGGGGGCUAUGUAAGCAGUGAAACUAAGCAAAAGCAACAAAAAACUGCACACAUAGAAACACAUGCACGCACACGUAUUUCAGCAAAGUGUAUUUCAAGACGAUGAGACAACGUACCCUCGGUGAAGUACUUGAGCGAUUCAAUCUAAUUAUAGCCGGCCGAUUCGGUUGAUCCGAAAAAUCAAACGAACAUCUUCUGAUGCCCGUUUCUCCAAGGGGAGCGUUCGGAGCAUUAGCUGGCGGGAGCAUUUUCGGUGGGCCGACUGCACAACGCACGAAGAGCGCUCCGCCCGGCUGUCCGAUGAGCGCAAUGAACGUAAUUAGCUGUUUACGUAAGUUAUGCACCGUUCCAAGUGGUACCAAAAGGUACGGGCGCAAACUCGUCCCCCAGCGGCCGCACACCCGAUGGAAGAAGGUUCUUGGACGAUUCGGACGUUGGUUUUUUGUUGAUUCAUGUUUUAGGAAGCCCCUCGGCCCGUUAAAGCAUUAGCAGAAGCAUUAAAAGUAAAUUUAAUUUCCUGCUAGUGGGCAAUCUGUUUCGUUCCUCCAUCGGGAUGGGGGAUAGCAUUUGGAUAAGACAUGGACUGCAGGAGGUCACAGGACAACCGUAGCACUCUUGUAAGCCCUGCUAAAGCGGUAAAUCCCGUUACCAUUAGUGCAGAUUAAAUUUGCUUUGAAGUGAAAUGUUUACUUGUCAUGCUUUACCUUACGGAGGUGAAACUUAUGCUCGCUCUGUGUGAACUGGUUCAAGGUGUUGGCUUUGAUGUGUUUGAAGUGAAGUGGUUCUGUGUUUAUCGGGAAUUUUACUUCUCAAAGUAUGCAAAUUGUUGUUCCUGGCGUACAUAAUGAUCCACUGAGCAAAACGAACAACUCUUUAAUUCCUCCACUCGCAGGGUGCUUAUCCUUUCCCUGCGAACUGAAAGCGUGAACGAGCAAGAUACGCAACGCUGGAACAUUGUGGUAUUACUGCUCGUUCUGAAACUCUCCGAUUCCGGUGGCCUAUCUUAUCGGUAGCGGCAUGCGGAACGUACUGGUACACGUAGCACAGGACGAUAAACCUGGCCGCAUUUGUACCGUAGACAAUAAGUUCGCCAACCCUCCUGUCGCUCUCGUUUGGAGUGAUAUAAAAUAACUGGAAUGCCACCGUGUUCGCUCCGGUCACCCCGGUUCCUCUAUCAUGAUUGAACAGAGCCGGGUACAAAGGGCCACUAUCGAUUGAUCCACGACGCUUUAGCUGCAAAGCGAUCCCCGGAGAGAAUCCCAAGAAAUUCUCAUUUUUAUCAGCGCUUCCGAGUGGCGUUGGAUGAUAUCUUCCAUAGCUGCUGAUAGUGAUUAUCGGACACCAUUCGGUUGGAGGGGAAAGGGGAAGAUCAUAGAGGGAAGUGAAGUAACAUUUUGUUCCUGAACUAAAGCAAUGAUCAAAGUCCGACAGAUGAGUUGACAAAAAAAUUAAACCUUAUGUAGAUAUGAAGGAAGUACAUUUCCAAUCGAUAGAAACUUUACGGAACAAAAAUUUUAAGACACUAACGGGUCUGUAAAAUCCGACACAUUUCCUGAUUGACAUUUUGAUUUUGCGCCUUCUUUCAAACUACUCGCCAGGAAGCUAAGACAGCUAGAAACAGUUGGUGGGUGUUAUUUUGACACGUAGUGAUAAGAUAAAACUGCGGAUCUGCUUUCAAUCGCUCACCGUACACCGGCUUAUGGGUACCAAAGUCACGCAAAACAAAACCAAACACCCGAACCGUAUAGACUUUCUGACAACCCUACGGGUUUCCGACGGGAGAGUAUCGAUACAGUGACAGCUUACGCUUGUGAGAGCUUCCGAUUGACAGCGAACAGCGUGUAGCUGGCGUUGUCAAUUGUAAAUCUCGCCUGCUACUAACAAUUUACAUGGCACCCACUUACAAUCCUAAUCUUGCGAACUGUGUGUUCGCGUAGCAUUCAAACAGGGAAACGAGUGUGAUGCAUGAAAUUGAUGCGGCUCGUGCGCAUCUUCCUCGUGAUGGGUGAUGACCGACCGAUAGCGCACGCAAGAUACUGGCUGACCGAUAGAAUGAUUAAUCAGUCACGAUUGUGUCAACGCCUAUCAUACGUCUUCCCACCGAUCUACCUAUUUGAGGAGUCGCUCCGGGUACGCAAGAUAAGCAUUGUUGACAACAUGUACUGCUCCUGUUACUAACAAUAACUCCCUCACAAGCACCCGGUUUUAUCUUGUCCGGCACUUCACACACGUACACGCUUCGUUUGUUUCAUCUCACAACAGGGCCUGGCAGAAUGGUGGUACAUGGUUGAACAAAUGUAAUGGCAGGCAAAACAUUCCGCCCAAAACAUGGACAAACUUUAGUUAUGAAAAAAAAAAGAGUGACCGUUGGUGUGGAACGAUCAGAACCACAAUCAUACCCUCGAGUGGUCUCAACCUCCAACUGCGACUCCUCAAGCAGACCGAAAAAUCUAAUUAACAUCAAAACUAAACCACAAGAUAGCGUGGCCUGCAGACAGAAAAGGCACAUCCCGGUGUAGGGUAACGGUAACCGUUUUAGGACAUAUUUACAUUGCCCACGGAAGGGAAUGAGAAAAAAGUAUAAAAAGCGUGUGCAAGAUAAUGUUAGCCCUCACCCCUUGUUGCCUGCAGGCUACAGCUCGAGUGAGACUUUACACGUCUUUCAAGGACUGUUAUCUGCCGUGUCACGUAGUUGCUUCUUCGAGGACAGGGUUGGCUUAUACCAAACCGAUAGCCAAUCGGUUCGAGGAGUUGCGGUUGGGGUGCCGGGUUCAAAACGAGAGUCUAUCUGUUGCGGAUUUUAUCUGAUCUUAAUGGAAGACUUUUGAGGCUGAACAGGGAGCGGGUGUGUGUUUGUGUAUGUAAGUGAGUGAGUUAGAGCAAGGGAAAGACGGAGAGAGAGAGAGAGAGACCUGGGAGUUUUAUUUCUCACGAUGCUGUCCCUGAUUAUACGGCUCAUUACGGUGAAGGGUGGUUGGAUGUGCAGGCAUGGUGACUGCCGUUGGGGUGUCAAAAAACUGAGAUAUCGUGAAUCCUUUGCCAUGAAUUCGCUUCUCGUUAUUUUUUUCUACUAAAAGUCACGUUUAGGAUAUGAUUUGAGCGUGCUUGGGAGUAAACAGUACUUGUGUACAAUGGAGUGGUUUUGCUUCGUUUAAUGCUUUCUCGCUUUAAGAGUUCCUUGAAGGGAGGAUAUAUCGGUGAGACAAGGGAUAGGAGAUCCAUUUUUAAGCAACCUUAAAUUAAAGAAAUUUGUUUUGCAAGACAUUAAAGCUCAGCUGGACGGUGAGUGGUUUCGAUCUUCUUGGUGCAAAACCGUACUCAACGUCACAUGCACACACACUUAGUACGUCGACUCUUUAAAGAUGUGUAAACUGGAUAGUGAAUCAUUAAAUCUGGUACCGGAAGUUCUAACAACCGUCUACCUUUGCUGCUGGCUCGCUCGGUCGAUGACAGUUGACAGCUGAAAGCAUCCAGCAAGCACAGCACGGCCACGCUAAUGUCUCCAGAGGAGCCGUCCGCAGGCCCGCCUCGAGCCGGCCGUCAUUCGGGCAGGUUGGCAGGUUGUCAGCGAGAAAACAUUUCUUCCCUUUUCCCGGCGAUCACUUCCCCCAUUAUGCUUAGCUGUCCACUGGCCCUUCAGUGUUAGAGGAAUUCACGCUUGCUAAACCAGUAAAGGUGCAGCCAGACGAGGCGAGUGUCGGGCGGGGCGAACGGAGUCGCACUUCCCCACUGUUGCACUGUAGUUGUUUUUAUUGGUGUUUUAGCUGCUUAUGCCUGGCAAGCUGUCAGUGCUGUGGAGUGGAGCCACCGGUACCACAUCCCGAUCCCCCGCGAAAACACAUUAUCUAUGAUGGAAUAAUCCAUGAGACAAGUAUUAAUGGAAAUCGUUAGUCGGUGGGGCGCAAACACCCUAACGACGAAAGCGCGAAAAUCGCUCCGAUGAAAAGUGUGUCAAGACUUGGCAGCUAGCGCCGGAACGUCGCUACCGCUCGCUCGUCACCACCACCAUCAUUAUCAUCAUCAUCAUCAUUUUCAUCAUCGUCAUCUACUUCCUCUUUUAUUGCUCUGACACAUAGCGGGCGGUGUUGAUUUUUGUCGAUAUUUUCCGUCUUUUGCUUACUGUCUUUCUUUUAACGGAGAGGGUAAACUGCAGCCCCUCCCAGCCCUUUCCACCGGUUGGAGGCGUCGGAGUGACAAACGGGCCCGGGCCCUUUGCCAUCCGACGUAUCGCACCCUUCGCCCCUUCUGGUCGCUCUGCUCAUUCGGGAAGGUCAGCCGAGAAUCGUUCCAAAGGACUGAAGCAUCAUAUCUGCGCAUUGCCAGUCUAAAAAUAAACAAAACUGAAGGCAAGACUUGGAGUUGCAAAGAGCUCGCUUGUCUAUUUCAUUCAAGAUAUGUGCGUGCGUGUGUGUUUUUGUUUCUUUUCCUUCCGACCCGUACGAGGUGGGCGGAAAAACGCAAACGGGAUCAAUGAGUCGCCCUGCUGUUUGGUACGAUAUUUCAAUUUUUGGCGCAGCAUACGCUUCUCGGUCGGCCCAUUUUUUUCAGCGAAUCCAAUAAGCGAUCAUCGAUUCUUGUGAGGAUCGGAAUUCAAUAUCUGCUGACAUGAUACUUUUGUUUGUUUGUGAAGGUUGCGCUACUGGUGGUGAAAAGCUGGCCGUUGCAAGAUUGGCAGAAUCAUUGCUACCGAGAGCUGUUGUGGUGGUAUUUUACAGACAGCGAUUAUCUGUCCGUCAAGUGUCGUGUGUAGGAAGGUUUGGUUUAUUUUGCACGUAUUUGCUCUCAAAACUGGACCACACCAGUUGGAGUUUGUCAGUGGAAAGUAUGGGGGAAUGUGGAUUGACGUAGUGGAAUAUUGCAGACGAAUAGACCUUAAGAGUUUUAUUCUGCCAAGGGGAAUGAGUUGAGUAAGGAAAAAGUUUGUCUGCGGUUAUGUUGCCAAAUGACAGUGAAAAUACCAGUCAUAAAACUGGUUUCUGAUUAUGAUAUCUCGUAAUUGGAUACUGACGUGAUGGUGCCAUUGAUUUCAUUCCUUAUUAUUGCGAAAAUGAGAACGAAGCCCUUUCUGUAGUAAAAUAAUAAGACUUCAAAUUGCACGAGACCUUGUUCAUGUUUUUGCUUUGAUGUUUCCAAAGAUUUUAUAAAAAUAUGAAUUGUGAAAAUAUGUUAUGAAAGAUUUGCAUUAUGUCUACGCAAGAUAGAUUUGUUCCAUUUAAAUGAAAUUAUUGAAGCAACAAGUAUAGUAAUAGUAAUUGUGAUGAUGGAAAAGAGAAGAUAAAAAAUCCAAACGAACUAAACGAUGAGUGCGAUAUUUGAAGGUGUGCGCCGCAUUCAACCGCCAAAUGAGCAAACCAGACAGACGGACAGUCGGCACAAUCGUGCUCCCGGGAAGUAGCUGCACGUACAAGAGCCAAAUGUAAACAGUGCGCACAGUGGUGUGCUGUGUGCACUGGCUGGCCACUGUUUACAGCAGCAAAGGAAGGCACCUUUUUGGUUGGUUUUGUUUUCUUUCCUUGGCGCAAGUUUUCCAUCGCAUUUGGAGAGUGGCAAACAGAAAGGGCGCGAUAGUGGCGGUCGGCUCCCUUGUUGGCCAGGAUGUCAUUUUUCCCUUGCUCAUCGUCGGCAGGCACCAUCGAGCAUGGGAAACGUUUACAUGAAUGAGUGAGUAAAUAUUAACAUCCUCUUGGGGUGUAUGUGUUUCUCAAGAGCGCCCCGAUAGCCCGAAGGCGUUGAACGAGGAGGAACGUCAAGAGAAGAAACCCAACUCAAGAUGUGAUGCCGACAUCGACUGGUUCUGGUUGAAUUUGAUAUGGCCAACCAAGGGAGCGAGUGGACAUAAGGAGGGAAAUACCAACGAAAAGCCAAAGUCCAUAAACACGCGCCAUGCUUGUGGGUUGGAUCAUCAAUUUUGAUGCUCAUUUCCAAUGCGGAAACGUUAUCAGUUUUUGUCGCCAAAAAUAUUGCCCACUUGUUUGCCGUUUGCCUGAAAGCUUUGACUGGAUGGACAGUUGAUACGGUUGGGCAUAAUUGUAGUCUUUUUAAAGAUUGAAAGAAUUAUCGCAAACACAGUACAAGAUAUAGUGUUUGAAUAGGAUUUCUUGACAUCUUUUUUUUCGCAGUAGAAUUAUGAAGUUUUGAAGAAAAUCGAACAAACCGAAAAAAUAGUAGUGGUAGUGCUUGUGUACAUAAUGUUCAUACUUAGAACUAUCAGCAAAUCAAAGAAUAAGAUUCAAGAUUGUGUUCAAACUAGAUUAUUUGUUGGUACAGUGUGUUGUGGUUGAGUUUAAUUGCAUCAGCAUCGAACAAUGUUCCAUUGCCAAAUAGUUUCAUCACUUUUAUGAAGGCCAUUAUUAUUAGGUUGCCAUUAUUUUAAUUUGUGAUUUUACAUAAUGGAGCCAGUUUAUCUUUUCAAUAAAACGAAAGCAGAUCCUGGAUUUACUAUAAAACUUUUUUACAAACUAAGUACCAUCUGUGGAAGCCGUAAAAUGAAAACAUCAAGGCAUUUCUCUUCUUCAGCACAUUGAACAAACAAACAAAUGAAUGCAUCUGUGCCGCACGUGCUACCACCACCAGAGAAAACUGCUUCUAACACACUUUCGACAGUCAAGUAUCAUUUAAAUGAAGUCUGUUUGUGCGCUACCGAAUGCACAUAUUUGCUGCAACCCUUUUAUUCUGCCGCCGCUGGCCGCCCAUGUUUAUACAGUGCCUAACGCCACGCCAUUCAUGCUUUAGUUUACAUAUUAAUAAUCGCAUUUGGAUCGUACAGCAAGCAGACAGGCUGUUGGUAAGGUUGCUAAAUAUUUGCAUUCUUUUAUCCUGAUUGCUGUAGGAGCACUCUCAUCGCCAGUCCCUUUACCUAGCAACAAUGUAAGCUCCCGGUGUUAUGGCUUCAAGUUUAAGGUCAUUUUGCGCUAAAUAUGCAAUUGCUUUGCUUGAUGCACUCUAGCUACAUAAACAACGCGAGAUAUUUUGGAGGUAUGACUGUUAUUGAGUGCUACUGAUAGAAAAUGUCUAUCGUUUUGGCGGUUUCGGGAAGUGUGUGUUUUGAAAUACAAAAUUGCAUUAUUGACAGCUUAGGAAGUACCAUUUUCAAAUUCAAGACAGUUCAUGAACAACUAGCAAAGGUUUGCCUUUUUUGUUCAGGAAGUGUACCAGUCUAUUUGUUACUUAAUUACAUGGUUGUAAAAUGUAGAUAUAUUUGUUUUGUGUGUCUAGGAUUUAUUGGUAGUUAAAAUAUAUCUGCCGUACGAUGCCGUCAUUUUUACAACUUACACAUCAUUAUUGUAGUUUUUUCUGCUAAGUUACAAAAAGGAUACAAUUACAAUCCCUUGCUUUUAAAACCGUACACUAUAUUUACUCUUUUCUUUGCCUAGCCGUUGAUUAAACAUUAAACAGUGGUGUGUAAUGAUGGCUCGUUGAAGCGCGACCAACACUUCAAGUUGCAUGUGAUUCUGUUUUAUCAAUAUACCUAGCAAUACUCUAUUUAUGAUCGAUCGCCAGCACCACCGACUUACGAAGGUAGAUAAGAUUGUGCAAUCCGCCAAUUGUGGGCAAUAAAACUUUACGAUUAGCAAAGUAUGACUGCACUCGUCAUGGUAUGCACGAGCAACGGUGAAAAGUAUCUCAGCAUAUAGAUAAACGCGACAAAAAGACCUGAUCAUUACCACCGACAUUAUCGCCUAUGCGGGAGUGAAACGGUAAACUUAACUGCACAAGAAAUAACAUUCAUUAUGCAGUCUAUCGGCAGUCGCAUGUUUAUGAUGUCACUGUAAAAAGUAUUCGACGACGACCAUGGUUUAGUUGGUUUUACUGGAAGAGUUAACACGGAUCCUAUGCAUCUUGUUAUUUUAAUUCUUUGGUAUGUCAGGUUUUAUCACAUCAAGCUAUGCUGCAAUAAUAUAGGGCAGAGUUGUGUUUUAUCUUUUAAAGGCCGGGCUACAUUGAUCGUAGUCGCACGUAUAAUUUCGAUUUUCACUAGCGCAUCUAGCGGCGGCUGACCGAAGCAUUUUGCCAAACAAUUUGGGGAUGCUCCAUAAAAUACGUUAUUUUCCCAUGUUUUUCACUUUAAUUGGACUGGAAAUGCUUUGUUACUGAUACAUAAAUAUGUUGUGCAAGUAUUUCAGCCGUUUUUGCAUCAAAACACGGUGAAAAAACUAAUUAAUUUUGAGAUCCAACACGACCAUUCCCCCGACGACCAAAAAAAGCUUCCACCAGCCGCCGCCAGAUGCGCUAGUGAAAAUCGAAAUUACGCUUGCGAGUACGAUCAAUGUAGCCCGGCCUUAUGUAAUUAAUUAAUAAUUAAUAUGUAUACUUAAUACGAUUCAAGGAACUAUACCAUAGAAUGCAAUAAAAUAGAACAAAGUAAACAUUCAUCAUUAUCAAUCAGUAUUUCUAGCUUCUCUACCAAAACUACGUGACCUCCGUAACCAUAGAGACUUACUUACUUACUUAUCCCUCGCUACAACCGCUUUGUGGUCUUGGCCUACCUCAGGAGUGUCCGAAACCAUUCAAAAUCUCGCGCCUUCGUCUUUCAAUCCAUUAUCCGUUAGAGCCGUGUCCUGUAAUAUUUGAUAGAUAAAUCAGAAACAUUUAUUCAAUAGCGAAGUUUGUAAGGAGAGGUGAAUGUUUUUAUAACGUUUCAAUCAACCAGUGCACAUGGUAACAACCCUAUUCAAGCGGCAUUCAAAAUCGAGCUACCAGUGCUAGCACAUUGCUUUUCAUAGCUUCAAACAGAUGGUCUAUCAAACACCUAAUUUCUCCCUUUAGAAUACAUCUAUUGAACUCGUUACAUUCGCGUGUGGUACUGUAUUGAUUUAUUUAUCCCUACCACGCCGUUUUGCAAUGAACCACGACCAAAGCAGCACUAGUGAGCACGCCUGCAUCCCUAUCGUAUCCCGGCACCAUAUCACCCGGGCAGCUCGCUGCUGUAUCUAACCAUUCAUUCAGCAAGCUAAUUUUACAGCCAUCGGCCAAUAGUAUGGGAUUGAGCUGCAUCCUGCUAAUUCAAUUUCCAACACUUCAUCCGGUAUCGUGCGCCGGAUGCUGGUUUUGUGGGUAUGGUAAGAAAAAUCGAUAACUGUCAUGGGGAAUAAUUUAAUGUGCCCUGUAUGUGUUUCCCAUAUUCUCACAAAGCACACUGGCAUAUACACAGCUGCCUGCAGGUCAGGUGAUGCACAUAUCAAAGUUUGUGCGCCUUCGCCGAAAGGCUGACGGGUGUGCCACGUGAUACGAUGUCCAGUGUGCAGAAGGAAGUGCAUGUUAGUGUACGGGAAAGUUAUACACGGUGAUGUAUUUAUUCGUUUCUUUGACGAUACAAAGCGACAGAGAGCUGCAUACAGAACCGGUAUGAAAUUCGUGUUGCAUCGAGACAAGGGCCGGAUCACAGUUUCUGCUGUGCCGUUCUGGCACCAGAGCGAUCCUCAACCAGCAGCCCAAAGGCAAUGAAGUCGAAAGUCAAUGCCAAAUGGGACGUGAAGUGUCCUCCCGUUUUGUCUGAAUACUUUGCUAACGACGGUUCAUCGAUGGGAGCUUAUAACGAAGGAUCUAUUACUUGUAUUGCUCGAAUGUCCUUGCCAUCUCCAUACGAAAGAUCUAAACUCCGUUUAGCACGAACAAUACAACAUACCCUUCUGUGAUGGUGCCCGCAAAAAGAAAAGGUUAGAAAACCAUGAUGUGACAGCUGUGCAAACAAAGUGCAAACAUUCCCGUUCAUGCUGGCGUACGAGGAUCGUAAUCAGGGGGAUUGUAGAGCUGUGGUUAUUUUUCUUAUAUUUAUCUUUCUACACAUUCAUUAAAACGAUGCCCGUGCCGCAUCAGAGAGGCAGACUGGAGCAGUCACUGAUAGGAUGUUUAAAUGCGUCGCAGGUGAAAUAAUAACCGCUCUAACAAGGCAGGAGCUAUUCUUACCUGGACCCUUUGGACACUAAUCUUUCCGUAAUUCCCGAGAUGUGGUACAUUUCAUUUACCAGCAUUUCUGCUACCCAUGCGUUAGUUUUGCGUUUUCUUACUGUAACAUCUGUGUGUGUGUGUAUGCGGGAAUAUAAAAUACGUGCCACAAAAGGAUUCAUUACUGUCCAUGCGGUGCACAACCUACCGUUAGCAUGGAAUACCCCCCAAAAAAACGCUGUAGAUCAACUCGUUCAAAAGGUAUCGCAAUUGAUGAAGCGCUGACGACCAUGAGGAAAAGCUCAUCCAGAGGUAUACUGUGUGUCCGUUCGCUGGCUCCGUCUCUCUAAUAAUGGUUGCCACACUCUUGGAUGAGAAAACUUUUCUACCGAUAUCAUUCAACGAUCGAGACAACGGUUUAAGUUUGCCGGGAGUCGGGCGUAAGGUCCCGACCGUGGCGAAGAUUAACCAUACGAUGGGAUGGGAGUUUUGGGUUUCCGAUUUACAUAAAGUGACCCAAGCGCCCCAAACGAGUCGCUCGGUAUCGCUAAAGGGAUUUGGGAUUUGAUUAGUUUGCCCUUUCAUAACCUCAAAACGUGUGCUGGAGCGUGUUUAGAAUGGGUUUCAUUGUUCAUAAGAUACACAUCAGGUACGGUGUCCAUAUCCCAUCUAGCACCUGCAGCUAAUGCGGGAUGUCACCGAUGACGGUUGUAAUUUGCAGAUCCCAUCAAUCUUCGGGCGAACUAGCAACAGCAACGAGUGAAAUAAUGUUAGCUCGUGAUUUUAGUUCAUGUCUAAGUAAACAUUCAAAGUGGUUGCGUUUUGGUGCUUUGAAGUAGUGUACUUAAACUGGGUGUUUAAUAUUGCUGAAGUGAGAUAUUUCAUAUGACAAUAGUUAUGUACUUUUUUAUAUAAUUUGUGCACCCAAUUAUAAUUUAUUUCGAGCUAAGUCCAUUUGAAUCUGGUUCAAUUAUUAAAUCACAAUUGAGUUACAGUAUUAAUGCGGUGCAAAGGUGUCUUGUGAAUCCCGAUAGCAAGAGCCAUUAAUCUCAUGCAAUGUGAGAUCAAUCAUAAAUCACGGUAAUUUAAACAACAACAAGCAUAAUUCCGUUAUAAAUACCUGGUGUUUGGCAUGAAACUUGACAGUGAUACAUUUCUAUCCACCUGCAAGCAAUAAAAUGGGAAUGGUGUGAUUGCAGGGGACCUCGUACCUCGUAGAUGGUACAAUAGUUUUUUUUUGGUCAACUUCGAGUUCAAAAAUUAUGUUAGAUAUUUUGAGUAUGUAAACUCAAGAAUUCUCUCAUUUAGAAUACCAUUCCUACUCCUAUUCCAAUCUCGAAUAUUUCUACACUAACGAACUAGCUUGUGGAGAUUGUUGUAUCGUAAUGAAUUGCAAAUUGUACGAAUCCCCUGCUAGCUCACAUUUGAAUCAACAAAACCGGAACAGUUCAAUGCAACGAACCACGUCUGCAAACAUUAAAGGGGCGAGUCGCGUGAGGGAGGACUGCAAUUUGCCAUGUUUCGUUAGUCCGUCCAUCGAGCAUUUCGCUUUGUUUGCUAAUUUUCCUUUCAGUGCUGCUGUGCCGCUCGAUAAAGGUAUAGCUGUUUCAUUCUUUCGUUUUUUUUUUCAAAUAAACAAUGCCAAACAGACAACAUUUGCCCUUGACUACGAUGCGCUGAUGCGAUCGUGGUGGCUCAUCGUACGAUGUGAGAAAUACACCGUCCAAUGUCAAGCAGGGUGUUGCCGCAAUUGCCAGACAAGGUUGGCUAAAUAGAUACGCUCAUUAGCGUGUGUAUAGAUGAACUAUUUAGAAUUAACCACUUCAUUCAGCUCCCGGAACCAUAUCCCAAGGGUUGCAGAAGCAAGUAUGAAAAUCAAAACCACUCCAAUUUCAACGGCAACUGCGAGUGUACGAAACCGACACUGCAUCCGCGAUGAUGGGAAGCAAGUAAAGCAUCGCUGUAUGCGGCGUGCGUGUGCUCUUGGGCAAACCUAACUAUUUAUUGCGCUGACAGCAUUAAUUUGCACUGCGGUUGGGCCGGCGGAUCGGAUAAGCGCGCAUCCCACACGACAACCCGGCUCACUUACAAGUGGCACAGGCAGUGGCAAAGCCAUCAGCAACUAACUGCUGUUAAACAUGCAAAUCGGGCGCGUCCUUACGUGGAGCAAUCCAGCCCAUGUUGACUUGGUUUAGCCGUGCAGCCUGCUUGCAUCUCCUGUGGACAUUGAGAAGGUGGCGGGUUUCCGCAGCAUCGCGAUACUUCAACAAAAUAGCCUGGAAAAGCUCAGCUUCUUUCGACAUCCUUAAGCUUGCUAUUCCUCGUGGACUGAUGUCACACAUGACGGUGAUAACUUGUAUUGGGUAAGCAUCAACCGUAUGGUGUUUCGAGGUGAGCUUCAGCGUGACGGAAUGUGAUUGGAUUAUGCCACGAAUUACAAUCAAUUAUCAGUGAGAUGGUUUAUGUCUGCUUAUGGUUACCGGCGAUAGGUGUUUUAAAUGGAAAAUCAACGAUGAUGUUGUGGGACAGCUAGUUCUGCUUUCGAAAGCAUUCAUUUGUAAAGCAAGCUGGGUGAAUGAUGAAAGCAAUGAGAUGAAACAGGUAUAUUGUCAGUGUAAUAUUAAUUAAAUUCGCACAAAAACGAUGUUUUCUAACCAUUAGAAUCACAAACUGUUGCUAGAAUUAAAAGAUGAAAAAGGAUAAGUGUUUAUCCUAAAUAAUUGCAUAAAUCAUUGUUCUCAUUACUAGAAUAUGUAUUAAUUUCCUAGAUAAUCAUAGUUAAAUCUCAUCAUAAUAAUAUACAAAUAUUCAGUCAACGUUUGUAUGUUAAUAAUGCAAUGAUUUAUAAGCCUCCUUAAAAAAGUUUGAUUGAUCUCUGAUUAAAACAUAUAAUCUGGUAAACAAAUGCUGUAAUGAUUAACAUUGUAACUGUUGGCACGAUAUUUAUCUCGUGAAGUUCAGCAACCGUAAUGUUUAUCACACCAACGUGUUGUCAACGAUAGCUCGAAUAACUGAUAACGAAAACAUCAGAUAAUCCAAACAGAUAAAGACAAAAAGAUAUGUCCAAAGGCGAAACAGCUAGCUUGCCAAAAAUAGGGCUAAUUAGGACAAAGUUCGGCAGCAGUCGCUAAUCAGGGUCAAGCGGGGUAUAGUAGCGGGGUCAAGACUGAUCAACUAAUCGCGAAGAGGCGCCAUCGAGAAAGGCAGUAGCCAAAGUCAAGAGACAGAAGAUAGACUAAUUUUUAAACUGUGUGGAAAAAUAAAAAUCUAUAAAAGUCAGUUUAAAAAAAAGUUUAUUAAAGCUACUCAAUAUCGAUUGGUUACCAGGCGUAACAAUAGUAGCUGUUCUACAAUAAUCGAUACAUUCCUUUUUUGCUGUUAACCUUUAUAGCCAUGUUGCCUUGAACCACGAUAUUUCAGUUAAAAUUGUAAAAAAAACUAAAACGAUCACGAUUGAAUGUUUCCUUUCCAAUAAAUAAAGCAGAAUUAUUGCUCAUGUAAACGCACAAUCAUUUUGUGCUGUAACUUAUUUCACUUCUAACACCAUACCUCAUUCUGUCUUCCGUGAUAGACGACGUCAUCAAACGCGUGACUCGUACAUUGUCGUCAUGCAAAAAGACAUCAGCGAAGACAGAUGCGAUGAUAAAGAGUAAAGCUUAUGCUUGAAAAAGUGCUCCUUCACAGAAACCGGUUCCAGUCGCUGCAAUAAGCAAAAAGCGUCGCAGCAGCACUGCUUGUACAUGUCGCUUUAACAACAACAUGGCCCAGUCCCAGAUGUUACCACACAUGUGUUGUUUGAUUGAUUUGAAAAAAAAAAGCAUUAUAGCGCUUAAUUUUACAAGAGUUUUGCGACACCAAUAGCCAAAAGCAUGGAAAGUUACGAAAAUGUAGCUCUUAGAAGAUACGUGUAGCUUCCAGUUGAUGACGUCAACAAUUUCUUAUUUUUCCGUCACACUGUACGUCAUAGUUAUAAUCCAGCGAGAAAAGUAUGGCGUAUAACUAACUUCUUCGAAACAGUUGCUAAACGCAAGUCGGGUAGCAGGAAUCUUGACUGACUUCCGCAACGAGGCGAACAAGUGCGAUCAAUGAAGCCAACUUACUAUUCAUAAUCGAUGCUAAUUGACUGUCGAUGAAGUGAGAAAAGGUGAAGUACACCAAUCUGCCCCUUAGGCGCCUUCAUCGCGAGCACAGACCUUGCACAACGAUCACCACCGGGUGGAACACGAUCGUGUGCCGGGCGAUGAAGCAGCCAACAUGAACAUAUAUGUGUGUGCGUUAGUACGAAGCUGAGGGAAAGCCGCCGUUCUCCCGCUGGGCACUUGAAGAUGAUAGCUGAUUCAAUCACUCGACACUUCAUGGUAAUGCAAGCACGGUCGAACUGCUCCCACGGUGCAAUUUCCGCUAUUUCCUGCACCGGUAGCGGCAUCCAGUCCCGUCAUCACCGUCUAAUUUUCGUCUUACUCGCAGGAGUUGAAUGGUGCCAAUUCCCCCCGAGAAUGCAAAUAGAUAUUGAUUUAGAAGCGAGCGGUUUAUGUAAAGCUGAAUGUAUCCAUCGUCAUGCAGAAUGCAGAGUGUAAGCAGUGCCGGGUAGUACGUCCAGCAGAAGGCCCCGAGUAAAGUUCUAGGCUAAUGCUAAUCAUUCCACUGCAGCGGAAGAUGAUUCAGGUCACAUUUCAAUCACGAAAUGAGUAAUAGUGAAGCGAGAAUAAUAAUGCAGACGUUCUGUCCGUCCGCUGGUACGGCAAACCAUUCUGCUUCACAAACCCAUCUCUCCAGCUCGCUUGCCAUUCUAGCCAGGUUAAGGAUACGAUCUCGAGACAAUAGGAUGGAACCGUGAAAGUGCACUUCACGCAAAGCACCGGAACAAUCUGUUGGAGGGCUUUUGUCGUUAUAUCUGGAAAAUAAUUUCCAUUUUUCUGCUUCUGGAUGGUAUUCUGCAGGAAGAAGCGUCAAUCCAUGGGUAUGUGAGUUGGUACAAAAUGAAUAUUUAAUGUUAGUGGAACAGGGAAAAGGGCUAAUAAUUUGAAUUGUAUCAUAUUUUUUUCACGUAGCGAAACGAACAGGCAUAUCUGUGGUACUUUGUAACACUUUACUUUAGUGGUGAGUCUUUUCCUGGAAUAGAGCCGUUUUCACAAUUACCUCUAUCUACAUUGUUGUCCAAUGUCGUGUUUAAAGGUAUGUAGAUUUUAGUCACAUUCCGUUUGAAUUCAAAUUGUUUGUCGCUUCAAAUCAUCAACUCUGAAAAAUUAGUUCAUCAGUGUGGCGUGGUAGUGUCGUUGUUAAUCACUCGCAGUGUAUAAAACACUGCAACCGUCCGCCCUCUUCUAGCCUCUGCAAUUGAGCACUCUCAAUGCGUGUCACAUCUCGCGCUAGUCGGCAAACGACACGCUCACUACUGCAAGCUUCUAUGUAAGUGCAGUGCUUGGCUCGGUGUAGUGCCGAAAAGAGUGCAUUCGCUACACUUGAAUUGCUUUAUACCGUGUACCGUUUUUGCACGCCACCUUCUCGGUUCAGCCCGUUCCCGCGGCCUUACUGUUUGAAUCUGUCGAGGUCACAGUGGGCAGCACUUCAUUGUGCACUCAAAUUUCAUCCAAUUACACUAAUAAUGGAACAGCAUCGUAUGUGCAUUCAAAUGCGGUAACGUACCGAAUGGCAGCUGAAGGGUAGCAUUCAGAAUAGUGACCGGGGAUGUUCUCUUGGGGUGCAACGAUAACGUAAGCACGAGCGCGCGCGUGCGGGUGCGUCGUAGGGUGAAAUGCAUCAUAGUUUCAGACGAUUAAAUAGCUUCCCGCUCGUGACUGUCACCGCGUUCGGGUGGCGUUUGAUUGUGAAGAAAAAUGGAAACAAUCAAGAUAGCGUGCGUGAAGACGGUUCAGUCUCAUUUGAGGGCGAUUCUUACCACCCUUUGAUGGCAUUGGCAAAACCUUGGCUGUAGCAGUUUGAGGUAAAAUUAGCGACGGGCGGAAUAAAGAUAACAUCAUCGGCAGCAAACGUGUUUGUUGAUCAUGGUCUAGUGAAUAUUUAAUAUUUUGAUGAGAGUUUACUUGCUACAAAUUAGUGGGACACAGUGAUGUGUACUAAACUGAGACACGCACUCAUGUGGCAACAUCAUUCAUCAUAAAUAUCGCUAUAUAAGAUAAUAUCGGACACGCUAUACUGUUAACGCAUAAGACUUCUUUAAAAAUUUGUUUGAUUUAAAUACGUUAUGCUGAAAAAUGGCUGAUUUAAACAAUCAUCAUGUUGUGAAAAUUAUACAAAGAGCCCUCUUAUGGAAUAUUAAGAAAGGCCUAAAAAUGGCACUUAAAAGCUAUAGAUUUUUAUGACUUUGUUUCUAAUAAAAAAGUACAGAUUAUCCUAAAACUAUUUCAACUGCUUAAAACUUUCCGAUUGUUGAUUGUUCUUAAUGUGCCUUGUAAUACCUAAAUCUUGUUCAUUUUGGUUUAACCUCUUACUUAUGGAUUGAUUACUAAGCUUUUCUGCAUAACAGCGGGAAUGUUUUUGGCAUUUUUUUAAUCACAAAUGUCAAAAGCAAUGUCAUUGAUGUUUUGUAAGUCAAUUUAUUCAUUUUCCUGGUGUCAAUUUCUGUUAAAGUUUUCUGUUCCCUGCUCCAGUUUCAAUUUUUGGUCAGAAACACAUUCAGUCACUUUCCCAAACAUGAUCGAAGAGGAGCGAUAGUAGCAGUUGCCUACAUUAAACGGUUGCUUUAUUUUGCUUCAAGGGUAUCCGGCUUAGUUAUGCGUACAAUAUGGCAAAAUGUUCAAAAACGUCAUAGGAAACCCGUUCUCGAAUUCUAUUUUUAUUCGACCAUUUUAUGUCAUUUUUGUCAUUGCUUCGAUCAUUCGUGCUUCGCUCGAGUUAAGGAAAGCGGGUGCAUGUUUUUACUUAAGGACUUUUGAUUUGUUUCGAUUUUAGGCCUUGCUUCGUGUCAAAUUUAUUCUAAUGGUACAGUCUCAUUUCAAUCAUGCUAUUCGUCCACUAAUUGAUUUUAUUACAUUAUCACCGAGAACGUUAAAUUGUUUGUGUAACUGUGCGCUAUGAAAAGUAUUGUGGUUUGGCUAAUAUAAUAAUUUAAUUGUUUUCAAAGCCACUGCUUAAUAAAAUAAUAAAAAAAUAAUCUAUUAAAUAUACAUUUUAAAACAAGCACUUUUGCGUAUUAAAAUACGUUAAAAGCGUCAACUGACAACACAACGAAAAUAAAUCAAUAUCGUUUCAAUCAACACAAGUCGACCGGGGUUCCGCUUCCAGUACGCACGUAGCUUAACGAUUGUUGCGCGAGCCACAGUGCAAUAAAUCACCGCUUAGACACGCUCGAGGGUUAUAAUGGUGCUGCGGCAUGCAAAGAGUGCAAUAUAAGCAGCGCCACCCGACACCGUUUAUGGGCCGGACGUCGUGCGCAACCCGGGGACGCAUUCAUGCCCGGCUGACGACUUCCUAGCAACACCCCCCUUCUUUUCCCUUCUUCCUCUAUCAACCAUUAGUGCAACGGAACGAAACAAUUAAACAAGACCAUACUUAGCAUUGGUUUGUCAAUGCGCAAGCAAACAUAGAUAACAGAUAAAUUGCCAGUGGUCUCCACGCAUUCUAGCUCGUUUCCUCUCUCGGCACGAGUGGUGGAGCAAGCUCUCCUUAGAGCGAAAGAAAGAGAUAUAGAAAGAUAGAGAGGUAAAGAGAGAUAUAAAGAGAGAGAGAGAGAGACGGAGAGAGAGAGAGAGAGAGAGAGAGAGAGAGAAAUCAUUUCCUUCCACAUGUGAAUUUCGCCCCUACGAAACCACUUCGCCCCGUUAGCCUAUUAUAAUAUUGACAUUCCAAUGGUUCCGACACUCGGCAUAAUUUACAUCACAGCUGGACGGUUCCCACACGCGGCUUCUACACAUGCACGCACACACCCAUACUCACAGUGAGCUUGUAGUUGCUGGAGGAGCUCGCCAACAUCAUCGUUAUCGUGCGAUAGCGUAGGUAUAUGGGAAAAUAAAGUGUGCCAAAUUAAUUAGUUCAAUAAGCAAUCAUGCUCUGACAGUGAGAUUGAUGAGCUGAUCAAACUGAUUGAGGGCAGUAAGGACGACAAACUGGAAGCAAAGAAGGAACACGCAGCAGUGCUGUGCGUUGUGGGAUUGGAAUACUUGGAAACAUUGCCAUACUUCGCAGCAGAUACUGCUAUUUAAAGCAAUGUAAAAAUAGAUCUACACUACUGGAUUAUAUUUAUCGUUGUUAAUUGGUGGUUUUGUUUUGCGGAGUAUUGGAGAAAUCCCUCCCUAACCAGCCAGCAAUGUUGAUUGAGUAUUGUUGCAAUUAUUUUGUAAAAACACACUCGCCAGCCCACACCAAACUUUCCCGUCGUACCGUCGUCGCUGCUGGCCAAACAAAAAUCGGCAAGUGUAAUUUCGUGCACGAUGGAAGCAUAUAAUUGAAUUUUGGUUGCACGUGGUUGGUCGUAUUGGGCCAUGUUUUGGGCCUCACGCAUUAAAAAAAACAAACAGGAAAGCGAUAAAUUGAUUAAGCUUUCAGACCGGAAGUUUUUCAGUACACAGCUUCGGCUACAGGGCCAAACAGGUGACAGAGUUUGCUAAGGGAGAGUGUCGGAGGUGACCGCCCUUGUUUACGACGGUGGUGAGCGCAAAAUUAAUUACGUGUGAAAAGCAACACCAACGCGUGAACCAUCAGGCGCUGGUGGUUAGUGCUGCCCGAUUAGCGGAUUCGAGUUGAACGGGGGAGGGUGUGAGCUGGUGGGAAAAGAGGAACCUAAAUACUAACGGGAUGUCAUGUUCCGGUUUGGGUGCUGGGUGUAAAUUAUAUUUACAACAGGCAAGCAUGAUUUACUACUGUUUGGAUAGUAAUAUGUUUGAGGUUGUUUAAUUCAGAAUCGUACCCUGGUAGAUGUGUUAUUCAUAGACCAUUUUAAGGAAACAACAUAGAUGCAAAUAUUUAUGGUUCUGAUUGAAAUAGCAAAACAUUAGUGUUUUCAUAUGACAAGGACUUAAAGUAAUAUUGACGAUUUAAUUAAUAUGAGUAGAGAUGAGAUGAUUGUCAAACGCAAUAGAUAAUGACAAAUUUUAAACAAACGUGACCACGAAGUAUGACGUGUACUACAUUAAUAGAUGCUCAAUAAAAUGUUUAUUAUACCGGCAUAAAAAGAACCUCCAUACUCGAAUAUUGUUUUGACUUUUUGCCUUUCCUUUCCACCAAAUAGCAUCUACACCAAUAUCAUUAAAUGAAGAUAUACUUCAAUGUAUCACUUAAUCUGCUACAAGGCAUGAGACGUUCUGUCGCUAUCAAAAUAAGAAGUUCAAAACACAAUGUACCGAUGGCACAGUACAGUAAUUCGAUUUGCUUUAACACCAUAAACAUCGAUAAAACACGACCCUGACCCAUACCGUUCGAAGCUCAUAAAUUUCUCCCGACACGAAAGCAUUCACGCUGUUGGACAUGGGCCCACGGGAACAAGAACGUUAAUGUUUCCAGACAACCGUGCAAAAGUCACCCUCGGCGGACUAAUAAACUUACGUCACGAGAAUCCACGGUCGUGCGAGGCGGCGGGUUGUUUCAGCAAAUUGAAUGAAGACAAAUAAAGAUAACCGACACUCGUGUGGUAGUUUGCUGGGUUUUGGAUCUUCGCACCUGUGCGCGCUGCUGGUUCACUUGACCAUUCGCAGCCUCACCCGGCAACAUGACGCGCCUAGUCUUGCGAGGCGGGACGAUGCGCACAAGCACGCACUUCCUAUCUGACGCGUAAACAAACUACAAACGCGUCUACCGGGCGCCUACCGGGGACUAUGGACAGUUAUUUGGACGCGUGGGCGCCAAUAAACCGACAGUGCAUGGUUUCGAAAGCAGCAGGUGGUGUUUCGAUGUUGAGUCCGCGUAGACAGUCACGCUAAAAACACGCUGGCUGUGGUGUAGUUGACAUUCAUGCUCGGUAUGUGGCGUUAUUUUGGAACAGCAACAUUUUUUAUGAACCAUCCCAGUUUCACGCUGAUAAACCUUAUUCUUGGCGGUAAAGAGCUUGUUGUAAGCAUAGAGAUUCGACGUGAACAAACUAAUAAGCAGUAAAAUGUGUGAAGUACAACCCGACGGCUGUUAGUAAUGUUAUUGAUGCUAAGAAACAAAUUUAUGAACUUCACAGAAAAAAAAACACAUAAUUUUAAAGUACAUAACUAACAUAAGGCGGUCCCGUGGUACAGUCGACAACUCAAACGACUCAAUAACAUGCCCGUCAUGGGUUCAAGCCUACAAUGGACCGUCCUCCCGUAGCAAGGACUGACUAUCCGGCUGCGUGAUAAUGAAUUAAGUCUCGAAUGCCUGUAUAGGCCGGACGCCAAAUAGAAGAAGAAUCAACAUAAACAUCAAGAAGAAGACGUCUUGUAAUUUAAAAUGAUGUUUUUCCAGGGACACAUUAAAUUUUAUAAUAUUUUCAACUUCAUGCACUUCUUUGCUUGUUGUUCGACCAUCCAUCAUCUUAAGUACUUAUCGAUCUUUUCGUUUCCCUUAGUUUAUGUUUUUUUUUUUUUUUUUUUUUUUUUUUUUUUUUUUUUUUUUUUUUUUUUUUUUUUUUUUAACUGAUGAAGUUAUGGGAGAAUUUUCUUUUUUUUUUUAAAGUCAGCACUUCAUUCUAUACGCUUUUGUUAUUUUGAAUAAAUAAUUGGAAUGACCACAACAUUUACCAAAUCUCAUUUUUACUUAUUUUGAAGCAUUACCAAGGAAUAAUUUUGCCAGGAAAAUUUAUCUGUUCAACGAAACAACUGGCAUUUAAGAUUGAAGGACAUUCGAGAUUGGAGCACCAUCGAAAGUGCGUGGAAUUUUCUAACACUUAUUGUUUGGUGUAAAUGUACAAUGCAGUCGCGGAUACUCACUGACUACGUUAAAGAAGAGAGGGUACCUAUGAUUAAAAUACCAUAUUACAUUUCAUGUAGAUUUUUUUAACUAAAUGGAACUAAACUGAAAUCUUUUUAUGAGAAAAAAACCUAUGUCUAAAUAAAGAAAAGAUUUGAAAAAAAAGAUUUGUACAAAUCUAAAUAAAGAAAUUUGUACAAAAAACAGCAAUUGUAUUCUUGUUCAUACAUUUCAACCUAGUUUAACUGUGUAUGCACAAUUGGCACAAUAUAAAAUUUUGUGUUAGAAUUACAAAUUGUCUGGCUAUUAUUAAGUGUUAGCACGUUUUUUGUGUUGACUGUUUUGGCUGCGUGAAAAAGGUAAACAACACAACUGCUGUCACCUAGCGACCGAGAUAUGUAGAUAAACCAAGUUAGAAAAGGUGCCGCUAGGUGGCGUAAAGGUUGUUAUCAACUGAAAGAGGCAAACAUAUACAUUGCGAAAGAGAUGAAGAGACACGAUCCAGCCUCCGGUCAUACACCCCAUAAAGGUCGAGCAUAAGGGCAUAGACAGGAAACGGCGCGAAACUAUUGGCAGUAGCAAAAGCGAGUGUGACCGGACAAGUUAAAAAUAUAGAAUUUGCAUCAAAACGUCAAAGAUCAUUUUCUUAUUUCAAACACCCGGAAAGAAAUUGUUACCGAAGUAACAAAGUUUUUAACUUUCACACUUGUAUUUUCGCGAGUUAUAAAUUUACGGCAUAAAAAUGCAGAGUGAAGAAAAUCGCUUCGAUUGUGGUGCCUGCGAUAAAGCGAACACCGUGGACGAUAUGGUGCUGUGCGACGGUUGCGCGAAGUGGUACCAUUACGGGUGUGCUGGCGUCACCGCAAACGUAGCGAAAAGAAAGUGGUUCUGUGUUCAGUGUGUGAAGAAAGUGCCUGUGAUCGGGAAAAGCGAGGCCAAACCGACGCUACGUGAGGAAGUUAGUGCAAAGGACAACAAGCCCGCUGAAAGCUGCCAGAAUGUAGAGAAGCAGGGAGCAGCUGAUAGCGAGGGUGGCAGUUCGGAGCGAACCGUAGUGCAGGAUAAGCCAAGUCCACCCCAAACGGCCAAAUCUAAAGCACCAAGCACAAGACGGGGCGGCUCAGCGUCUUCUCAACUAUCUGUGCGAAACGCCUUAGAGCGCCUGGCCAAGAAACAGGAACUUGAGAAGAAAAUGGCCGAGAAGGAGUUCCAGCUAAAGAUGGCCAAAAUGGAGCUCGAGCAGGAGGAGCUCAGGAUGCAACUCGAGGAGCAGCUCGACAUCGAAGGCUCGGAAUGUUCCAUCAUAAGUGGCAAAAGUGUAAGAGCAAAAAUUUGGGUAAGAGAUCAAAAUCAGGCUUUGGCUAAACCUGCUCAAGUGCAGACUCAUCCGCAAACUGAAGCGUCACCAGUAACGAAAAGACGAAUAGCUGAAAAUAAUCUGGAAAACGCGAUGGUGGAAAGAAACGGCUUGACCCCCAGCCAAAUAACUGCGAGGAACCACUACCCAAAACAGCUGCCAAAAUUUAGUGGUUCUCCUAAAGAAUGGGCCGUGUUCAUAAGCUGCUACAACGAGUCCAAUGAAGCCUGCGGAUUCUCUAAUAGAGAAAAUUUGUUGCGCUUAGAAGAGUGCCUUCAUGGUGCAGCUAGAGAGGCAGUGCAAUCAAAACUCACGACGCCAAACGCAGUCCCAGACAUUAUCAAAGUGUUGAAACGACUCUAUGGACGUCCUGCCCUAAUCGUACAAGAGUUAAUCGACAAGGCACGACAAACCGAAGCGCCCAAACCAGAAAACCUAGAGUCGCUGAUUAAAUACGGGUUAGCAGUGCAACAUUUCUGCGACCACCUAGUAGCAGCAGACUUAGAAGACCACCUACAGAACCCAGCAAUACUAGGAGAACUAGUAGAGAAACUCCCAGCAUCAAGGAGACUGGAGUGGUCGCGAUAUAAAUGUGGUCUUCCACAUAUCAGUUUGCAACAAUUUGGUGAGUUCAUGGAUGAAUUGAUGGAGCAUGCCUGCGAAGUGUGCAAUUAUAUUCCACAACAACCCACAAACCCUCCUCCUCCUCGCUAUCGAACACACCAUCACACUGAUACUCUUGAAAGGGGAACCCUAGCACAACCACGACGUUACACCUGGCAAGAGCGGAAAUGUCCUGCGUGUGGUGAUACAGGUCAUCGAGUGAGGAACUGUCAAGAGUUCCGACUAAUGAAUGUGCAGAACCGUUUGGAUGUAGUAGAUCGGCAUGGAUUAUGCAAGCUGUGCCUUAACCAACAUGGCCUACGACGUUGCUUAUCGCGAUUCCGAUGCGAGAUAAACGGGUGCGAAGCUCGCCAUAACGCAUUGCUGCAUUUGCCGUCAGCGACACGUUGUGCAGAGGUACUAGCCCAUAACGGUACGACAAAAGCUGGUGUGCUGUUCCGAAUCGUACCAGUCGUAGUGCACUAUGGACCGAAAAGUGUAGAAACUCUGGCUUUCCUGGAUGAAGGUUCAUCCUUAACCUUGAUGGAAACCAGCCUGGCCAACACCCUUGGCGUAAGCGGAAGACCAGAGCCCUUGGAACUAAGCUGGACAGCCGAUGUGACGAGAAAGGAAAAUGCAUCACAACGAGUAGACGUGCAGAUUUCGGCGCGAGGCGACGAUAGACGUUAUGAGCUUUCCGGCGCUCGUACGGUCGAAAAGCUAAGUCUGCCGAAGCAAGAACUAAACCGCAAAAUCCUAAUAAAUAACUUUUCUCACUUUCAGAAAUUGCCGAUCCCGUCGUUUCUGAAAGCUGAGCCAAAGUUAUUAAUCGGGCUGCAACACAUGGAGCUGCUUACACCACUGGAGACCCGGACGGGGCAGGCAGGCGAGCCGGUCGCUGUGAGGAGCCCUCUUGGAUGGGCUGUGUACGGACCGUACAACGACACGACGAGCGGCGUCUUGAUGCAGCAUAUUGGUCCGGUGCAACCCGGCAAUGCGGUGCAACGCGACACUGAAGACAGCGACGGAGACCUGAACAUGCUGCUCCGUGAUUAUUUCACAUUAGAAGAGGAGAUUCGUCCGGCUCCAAAUCAACAUUAGCAACAUGCCCAGAUCUGGCUGAUACACUCCAAAACAGCUACAAAAGAAGCCGGAAACUAUCUAGCGAAAUGUGGGACAGAUGGUUGAAGGAAUAUUUUCCUAACCUCAAUCUUAGGAAAAAGUGGCGAGAUGA